This is a messenger RNA of Brassica oleracea var. oleracea, 1569 nucleotides long. RefSeq lists its product as uncharacterized. NCBI's taxonomy places the organism in Eukaryota, Viridiplantae, Streptophyta, Magnoliopsida, Brassicales, Brassicaceae. The transcript has 6 exons. Bases 88 to 1422 code for a protein of 444 amino acids. The record is from RefSeq and is a predicted model, not a curated record.
AGUCAACAACAAGUCCGCUUUUAUUUAUUAACGUUUCUCUCUCUCUCAAUCGUCACUUUCCAUCGUAAAGCAGACCUAGACUCCGAUAUGGCGACGAGCUUGGCGUUCCUCAAUGCGGCGACAGGCAUCUCAUCCCCGUCGUCAGGACUAAUUCGGCGGCGAUCGCACAUUGUCUCACGCCAGGAUCUUCGUAAACUCUCCAUCAUCUACUCCUCGCCGCGGCUUAGCGACUCUCGUAACGUAUCGUCCCCGAUCAGAUCGGUGAGAGUGAGAUCGCAGCUGAACACGCCUCUCAUAUCCGGAAACGACGAAUGGGGAACAUGGACUGCGCUCUUCGCCACUGGCGCCUUCGGUCUCUGGUCGGAGAAGACGAAGGUGGGGAGUGCGGUGAGUGGUGCGUUGGUCAGCACACUCAUUGGCCUUGCCGCUAGUAAUCUUGGCGUCAUCUCUUCGGAUUCUCCUGCUUUUGCUGUCGUCUUGAACUUCCUGCUCCCGUUGGCUGUUCCUCUCUUGCUCUUUAGAGCUGACUUGCGCCGUGUGGUUCAGUCCACUGGGAAGCUUCUCUUGGCUUUCGUUAUUGGUUCAGUUGCGACAACAGUGGGUACAGCUCUGGCGUACUACCUAGUGCCGAUGAGAGCACUUGGUCCGGAUAGUUGGAAGAUUGCAGCUGCUCUCAUGGGGAGGCAUAUCGGUGGAGCUGUCAACUAUGUUGCCAUAGCCAAUGCUCUCGAAGUUUCGCCAUCAGUGUUAGCUGCUGGACUCGCUGCUGAUAACGUUAUAUGCGCUGUUUAUUUCACUUCUUUGUUCGCUAUAGGCUCCAAAAUACCUGCUGAAACUCUACCUCCACCAACUAGUGAUGCAGAGACGAUCAAAGAUUCUGAAACUGAAAACAAAAUCCCUGUGCUACUGAUAGCUACUGGAAUCGCUGUGUCCUUAGCUAUAUGCAAGAUCGGGGCUUUGCUAACAAAGCAUUUCGGGAUUUCGGGUGGUAGCUUGCCAGCGAUAACCGCAGUGGUUGUUGUUUUAGCAACUGUCUUUCCCUCCCAGUUUGGCCGUCUUGCUCCAUCUGGAGAAGCCAUGGCUCUCAUUCUUAUGCAGGUGUUCUUCACUGUGAUAGGUGCGAGCGGAAACAUAUGGAGUGUGAUAAACACUGCGCCGAGCAUAUUCUUGUUUGCAUUGGUCCAGAUUGGGACACAUCUUGCUGUGAUAUUGGGGGUAGGGAAGCUGCUCAACGUCGAGCUAAGGUUGCUGCUUUUGGCAUCAAAUGCUAAUGUGGGAGGACCCACGACUGCAGCUGGAAUGGCUACUGCAAAGGGAUGGAACUCGUUGAUCGUUCCUGGGAUUCUCGCUGGAAUAUUCGGUAUCUCCAUUGCAACUUUCAUAGGGAUUGGGUUUGGAGUGAAAGUCCUCAAGUUCAUGUAAAGAUGGUUAUAUGACUAGAUUAUGGAUUGAACUAUAUCCGUCUCCUCUCUCUCUCUAUCUUUCGUUAACAAACUGAACAGUCUCUUCUUGUUUUCUCAAAUACUCCCUCUGUACCAUUUUAAGUGGAGUGGUGUCUAAACAUUUUUA